Messenger RNA from Chara braunii, 2027 nucleotides. NCBI's taxonomy places the organism in Eukaryota, Viridiplantae, Streptophyta, Charophyceae, Charales, Characeae. The record is from the annotation of a GenBank genome assembly.
UCCUGCUUCAAGGCCUGGAAGAGAGAGGCUUCGGCCAGACUUUUGUUGCUGCGAUAGACCGGUUUUUACACACAGCCAGAGCAUCGGUACAGAUUAAUGGUUUUCAAACACAAAAGAUGACUGUCACACGUUCCGUCCGACAGGGAUGUCCACUGUCACCCGCGUUGUAUGUCCUAUAUGUGGAACAUCUUCAUGAUAUGAUCAGGGAGAAUGAGAGUAUUGUGGGUCUACAAGUAUCACCACAAAUACAGCUCAAGUUGAAUAGUUUUGCAGAUGAUACAGCGGCGAUUACAGAGACAUCCCACACAAGCACAGCGGCGAUUACAGAGACAUCCCACACAAGCACAGCGGCGAUGCGUGACACAGUGGCAACAUUCGAAUACUACGCAGGGGCCAGGGUUAACUGGGAUAAAUCCACAGUUCUCCUUCCUGCCGGUGCAGAUCUGGAGGAUUUCCAAGACAUGACGAUCAUCCCGCAGGGCCAAAACACCAGAUACUUGUGGGUACUGCUUCCAGCAGCAUUAACCAAUGGAGAACAGAUGGAGGGCCUGUUGGCGGAGGCGAUGAGGAAGAUGCACAGAUGGGCCAAAGGUACAGGUUUAGGAGUAAUCGGCAGAAUCAUCAUAGCCAACAACGCAGUAUCUUCUACACUCUGGUAUGUGGCACCCUUGUCGGCACCCGACAACGGGGCAUUGAGGGAGUACAAAUCGGCGAUAAGAAGAUAUAUGUGGAAGAAUGAUCCGUACGCACCUCAGCUCAUCUACAGAGUCCGCUGGGAAAAGUUGAUCCAACCACGCGCACUGGGUGGACUGGGAAUGUUGGACCCACACUUGGAAGCAACGGCGCUACAGAUGCGAAUAGUCAUUUGGCUCCUGUUCGAGAAAGACGAUGCACUGUGGAAGAUCAACACAUUGGCCAGCAUGGCACAAGCUCUGAAGAUGGAUCAAGCAGAUGUAGAAAUGGCGCUUCUACAUCCACAGCUACAGCGAGGCUUGGCGAAAGGGGCAAUGUGGUCUCCAAUCCUGGAAAAAUGGCGAAAACAUUCGCUCCAACAACUGCCACCAAAGACGGUGGACCAGAUUCUGGGUCAGUCCCUGUUUGGCAACUCACUUAUUUGCAAACAGGGCCGUCCUUUUGCGUGGCAGAACGAACCAGCAGCUUUUGGGAGACAAUGGCUGGCGUGUGGAGUUUCUCGAAUUGCAGACCUGUGGGAUGAAGAAGCUCACAACUGGAGAACUGAGAUACAGAUGGCCGAACAUCUCAGACACCAACCGGAGCGUCAAGAUAGAUUGCGCCAACUAAAAGAGGCUAUUCCGGAAGAAUGGAUUCAUCGACUGCGUACGGGGGAAAGAACACGGGGAAAAUGGGUGGCCCUUAACACUGACGAACCUCCGAUGAAGUUGUUCCGCAUACUGUAUAGGGCCACACAAGAAUGGUAUGGAGUGGAGGCAUGGGAAAUGCAGGACUCUGAAGUAUGUCUGGGAGAACCGAUGACAAGACUUCCAGAACAGGACGGUCUGAUUCACAACCACAACAUGCGAUCGGUGGUGGUCCUGGAAGAUCGUGUACAGCACGCGAAGGCCAAGUUUCAACCGUUUAAACCCAGAAAACAUCCAGUGGAGCUGUCUUGGGACCCAGCCUCGUGGGAAUGGAAGGCCAGAAAUACAUAGAACAGAGCCUACAGACCGCAUCAGGUUACCACAAAGGUUAUUUAUCGAACGCUGCUGCAACUCACGGAUAUGGGAGAGGACAUGCGGAAUCGGUGGGCAAAGAGAGGAUGGUUGGAGACAACACAUACAUGGACAGAAAGCCAAUGGAAAAUAGCCAGUAAGACACUCGCUAUUUUGCCAGAUCAGAAACAAACAGGAGGCUUAUGGCUUAGUCUGCACCUGGAAAUUCCGACAUUCCAAUGGAUGGCAGCACAUAGCUCGGCCUCCGAUACACAGUGCAAGGAGUGUGCAAUACAAGACGAGACCCUGCCACACCUGUGGUUGGAUUGCGGGCCUCAACAAAAUUCUGGGAAUGGU